AUGUGGGCCAAAUGCCUGAUAGCGGCACUAAUUUUUCAGGCUGUAAAUGCAAUUGCCCUAUCGCAUCAGGACUUGCCUGAAUUUAUUGGCCUAAUGUCUCGUGACGUUGAAGCUAUUCCAGGUCCUCUAGCUUUUGGCCAUAAAUACAUGACAGGUGGAGCUGGUGAAGGUUCGCAGCGCUUACGGCCUGAAUCCGAUUUUGAAGAACGCGAACAGGUUAAAAGCGAUAGUGUAUUGCCAGCUUAUUGUGAACCACCAAACCCAUGUCCCUUUGGGUAUACGGCCGCAGACGGAUGUUUGGAAGAUUUCGAAAAUAGCGCCGAGUUUUCGCGCAACUACCAGGCCAGUCAAACCUGCAUUUGUGAUCACGAACACAUGUUCAACUGUCCGGACAAAAGGACGGAUGAUGAACUCGAAGAAAGUCUUCAAAGCUUACUCGAUGAGCAGGGCCUCCACAAAACUCUUAUCGCCAAAAAAUUCCAUGAGAAACGAUCUCAAGCACUGGCACCUCGACGUAAGCGUUCCAUAACAAGCGUGUUUAUGAAGCCACUACGAAGCCAGAAUCCAUAUUUCAAGGGUGAAAUUUUGAAGACGGUCACGAAGAAGGACGGCCGCAACACAUGGCAGUAA
Molecule: messenger RNA, 630 nt
Organism: Gongylonema pulchrum
Lineage: Eukaryota; Metazoa; Nematoda; Chromadorea; Rhabditida; Gongylonematidae
Source: the annotation of a GenBank genome assembly